AGGAGCCACUUAGAGAGAGAGAGAGAGAGAGACAGCUUUCUGUCUCUGAAAAACCAUGGAUUGUUCACAGUAAAAGCUUGAGCAUAUACAGAUACCCACAUGGUGGUAUACUGUGGAAGACUUAGCUCGUGAGAGCUUUGGUCAUAGUGAGGACAAGAAGAGAGAGAGAGAGAGAGAGAGAGAGAGAGAGAGAGAGAGGGAGAGAGAGGAUGAAGACGCCAUGUUGUGAGAAGAUGGGGAUGAAGAAAGGGCCAUGGACUCCGGAGGAAGACCAGAUCCUGAUCUCUCAUAUCCACCAGUUUGGCCAUGGAAACUGGCGUGCACUUCCUAAACAAGCAGGUCUGUUGAGAUGUGGGAAGAGUUGCAGACUCCGGUGGAUAAACUACUUGCGGCCCGACGUGAAACGAGGGAACUUCACCGACGACGAGAGAGACACCAUCAUCCACCUUCAUCAAGUUCUGGGCAACAGAUGGUCGGCCAUAGCCUCGAAGUUGCCGGGGCGAACGGACAAUGAAGUAAAGAACUUCUGGCACACCCACCUGAAGAAACGGGUGCUCCACACCCCACCCAACUCAACUCCCUUCAACAUGAACCCAACUCAUUGCACCACCCUCGAUCACUCACUCCAGAAUCCGACCUCCGCCCCGGCGCAAGGGUUUCAAGAACCAUCAUCGACGGCGUCACCAUCGGAGCCGGACCCCUCGAUAGCAGCUCGUGUGAACAUCAAGAGCAACUCGCAAGCUGCACUGCCGUCUUCUCACGCCCGGAAGAUCGCAAGGACGAAAAGGAAUCCCGUCGCUGGUUCGGCCUCAGCAUUCCCGACAUCUCCCGGGGAGAAAACGGACUCGCAACGAGGCGGGCAGAGAGUUCCGGGCGAGAAGGGAGACGAGGACAUGGAGUUCUGGUACAGUCUUUUGGUGAGAGCAGGAGACGGACAUCAUCAGUUGGAGAACACAGCCGGGACGCCGUAGGAAGAAGCAGUCGGAGUUCAAGAAUGACGAGCGCCUUUUCUUGUCGGACACGUGUUUUGGAUUGUGGUGUGGACCAAAAGUUAUCUUUUUUUCCUAUAUCCUUAUCUGAUUUCAUUUGUCAAAAUCUUCAGAAACCUCGCGGAUUAAGCUUGUCAUUAACGUCAAACUAGGACUUUUAGACUUUUGAUU
Messenger RNA from Rhodamnia argentea, 1160 nucleotides. RefSeq names its product transcription factor MYB4-like. Lineage: Eukaryota; Viridiplantae; Streptophyta; Magnoliopsida; Myrtales; Myrtaceae. The record is from RefSeq and is a predicted model, not a curated record. Bases 210 to 971 code for a protein of 253 amino acids. The transcript is spliced from 3 exons.